Molecule: messenger RNA, 2058 nt
Organism: Guillardia theta CCMP2712
Lineage: Eukaryota; Cryptophyceae; Pyrenomonadales; Geminigeraceae
Exons: 11
Coding region: 1-2058 (685 amino acids)
Biological process (GO): protein processing
Cellular component (GO): plasma membrane
Molecular function (GO): metalloendopeptidase activity
Source: RefSeq, a predicted model, not a curated record
AUGGAGGCGUUGACCAAGUGGGCAAAGACGUCGAUUGUUGGCGACGCAAACAUGUUAGCAACUUGGCGCAAGAGCAGAAGCAGCUUCUUGAUGCAGCUCCCUGAGGAGUACCCGGAAUCAGUCAAAAAGGCCAUGAACUUCAGCCAAGACCCCUGCGAUAACUUCUUCGAGUUCUCUUGCGGAAGCUGGGUAGCACAGGCCCAGAUCCCUCCCUCGCAAGGCGGGAUUGCAAUGGCGUGGGACGAGGCCGAAGACAAGUCAUACGAGACCCUGCACUCGUUGAUGUUGAAAGAUUAUCCUCAAGACUCCAAGUUUCGCAAGGUUCAGGAUUGGUUUCAUUCCUGCAUGGAUACGGAAAGGGUUGAGAGUUUGCAUGCCCAACCCUUGCGUCCGUGGUUGGCGGUGGUAGACGGGAUCAAGAACCAUGAGCAACUUUGGGAUGCCAUGGUGAAGUUGCAGCUCUGGAGCAUUCCAACUCCCAUCAGCCUGCAGGUGACUACCGAUGAGAAGGACCCGUCGGUGAACGACCUCUUCCUCGAUGCUGGCGGGCUGAUCCUGCCUGACGCCACCUACUACGAUGAUGAGGAUGCAGACUCAGUCGCGGCCAUGCAGUCUCUGAAGGAGUAUGUCCAUCGCAUCGUGAAGCUUUCGGGUUACUCUGAUGUCGAGGCGGAAGAGGCUGCCAACAGAACUCUUGAGAUCGAGAUGGCCUUCUCUGAAGCACAGUUCGAAGAGCCCGCCAAGGACCUUGACGACGGUUUCGACCAUUACAACCUGACCCAGCUGGAGCAAAACUCUCCGCACAUCCCCUGGGCCAAGUACUUUGCCGGGCUCAAGGCGGGUUGCGAGAGAGCAGGGGUCACAUGCCUGUCAGAUUUGAACGAGGGGAGGAAGAAGAUCGUUUUAGACUCUCCUGUCUUCUACAGCACCCUCUCAGAAAUGUUUGCCAACAAUUCUGCUGAAUACUGGGUCCCAUACUUGCGAACGCAUGUGAUCUACAACCUGUCGCCGCUGCUCUCCUCCAACUUCCUGAACGCCACGUUCAAGCUGGAUGCCGAGCUCGAGGGCACGGAAACUUUGCCGCCGCGAUGGAAGAAAUGUGUCGCAGCUGUCAAACACGCUCUGCCAGGGUUGACGGAUCAGCUUUACAUCCAGUCGACCAAGACUGCUGCGUUGGAGAAGGCCAAGAACAUCGAGUUCAACAUCGGCUCCCCCUCUUCGUGGUCAAAGAUUUUGCAAGACUACCCCGUCUCGGCGCAGAGCUACUUCAACAACAGCAUGCAAGCAUAUCAUCGCCAGCAGAUCCACAUGCUCAGCAAAGUGGACAAGAAGGUAGACAGGAAAGAAUGGAGUAUGCGUGCUAGCACUGUAAAUGCAUACUACGACAACGGCGUCACGUCUCUCUUUGUGCCAGCAGCAGUGCUGCAGCCGCCCUUCUUCAGUGAUACCUACAAGGCCGUGCGAAACUUUGGGGGGAUCGGCUGUGUGAUGGGACAUGAGUUCACACAUGGCUUCGAUAACACGGGGAGAAAGUUCGACGCGCACUCUCGCAUGCGGGAGUGGUGGCAGAAGCCUGUAGUGUCGCGCUUCCGGGAACACUCUCACUGCAUCGAGAAGCUCUACGACAACUUCGAGAUCGCGGGCGAGAACGUCGAUGGGAACGGGACGCUGGGGGAGAACAUCGCAGACAUGGGGGGGCUGAAGAUUUCGCUGCGAGCAUGGGAGCACUUGCACACACAGACACACGGCGCUCCUCCGAGCCUGCAAGAGCAGCGACUCUUCUUUGUCAGCUUCGCUCAGAACUGGUGCGACAAGAACAGGCAGAAGGCUGAGGAGCAGACCGUCUUGACGGACGAGCAUAGUCCCAACAUCUUCCGUGUCAACGGGCCCGUGUCUCAGAACCCUGACUUCGCCCAGGCCUUCGGAUGCCCCGUUGGUUCGCCCAUGAACCCCAACCACAGGUGUGUCCUCUGGAAGGACGUUGCGCCCUCCGAGGAGCUGCUCUUCCGCAAGCUUGAGAAGGACCGCAAGCUCCGAGCCUUGCGGUCGGACAGAUAG